Elephantulus edwardii (Cape elephant shrew) is the source of this 666-nucleotide messenger RNA. RefSeq names its product 39S ribosomal protein L1, mitochondrial-like. The transcript is spliced from 3 exons. The coding region runs from base 1 to 666 and encodes 221 amino acids. The record is from RefSeq and is a predicted model, not a curated record. NCBI's taxonomy places the organism in Eukaryota, Metazoa, Chordata, Mammalia, Macroscelidea, Macroscelididae.
AUGGGACGCUUAACUAGAGUUUUGCUACAACAUGGGAGGCAUAGUCUUUCCAAAACAGCUUUUCAGGCAUCUCUUUCUCCUUGUUCUGUGAACAUUCAAGUGCCCAACAGACAGUUUGCUGCUGCUACAAAGCCUGUCAGAAAACAACAAAAAGGCCCUAAAGAGAAAACUGUAGAAGAACUAAAAGAUGAGAUAGAAAAAAUAAAGUCUUAUCGCUACAUGGAAGGUCAACCUGAAGAUGAUGUCUAUUUAAAACGCUUAUACCCAAGACAAAUAUAUGAAGUGGACAAAGCUGUUCAUCUACUUAAGAAAUUUCAAGUACUGGACUUCACUUAUCCAAAGCAAGGCGUUUAUCUUGAUUUGACACUUGAUAUGUCUUUACAGAAGAAGAAAAGAGUGGAGCCAUUUGCCAGUGUUCUUAGCCUUCCAUACCCAUUCAGUUCAGAAGUCAGUAAAGUUGCUGUUUUCACAGGGAAUGCAUCACAGACUAAAAUAGCAGAAGAAAAUGGAGCUGUUUUUGCUGGAGGAACUGAUCUGAUUCAAAAGGUUUUGACUGAUGAAAUUCAUGCAGACUUUUAUAUAGCUGUUCCAGAAAUAAUGCCUGAGCUUAAUCCACUAAAGAAGAAACUAAAUAAAAGAUUUCCGAAGUUUACUCGAAGUGUUUAA